GAAUGCACCUGAACCCGGACACUCUUCCAAAGAGACAGGUCAAGGUGCCGGCGCAGAGAUUCAGCAGGAAGACUCGUCACAGCUGGAAUCUGAAGAGCUGCUGCCAAUACGGAUCCUGAGUCCGGCGGGCGAGGUCGUUCUUGAGGAAGAGCUGCCUGGAAGAAGAACUGUAAGGUCGGUGCUGCAGAGCCUUUCCACGGGAGCCCGCGGAAGCCUCACUCUGCUACAUGGCACGGAGGUGGUCCCGCCCGGCCGCAAGCUCUCGGAGUUAAAGAUCACGGAAGAAGACAAUUUCUGCCUUGUCAGAAAGUCCAUUACCAGCUACACCCACUUGGCGGCGACGGAGCCCGAAUUUCGCCUGGUGAAGUGCAUUCUGAUAGGAGGCCCAGAGACUGGCAAGACGUCCUGGAUGCAAGGAUUCUGCCGCGAAGGUUUUCCCCAGCAAUAUCGGCCAACGACAGGCGUGAAGUUCAAGGUCUUUCCGAUGCAGUCCGAGGACGGAUCGAAGCUGAAAGUACAGCUUUGGGACACUGCAGGGAACCUACCAGUCUCGAACGCAUUCUACCGGGGGGCCGAACGCUUUGCAAAUCAAAAGGGGUGGCCCUUCUUUGCCAUCUCGAACAAUUCUGAACCUUUUGAUGCCCCCCUCUUUGCCUUGCUAGAUCUUGUUAUGAUGAACCAGGACGAGCAGGCCAGCUCCCACGCCCAAGCAGAGACCUUCGACCCCGGGAGGCCCGGAUACCCGGAAGGCGAGAGGAACCAUUCAGAUCCCCAAGAUCUUCAGCUGUUCCCGAUACGGAUCUACACUCCGUCCGGUGAUGUGCUUUUAGAGCAAAAGCUGCCUGGAGACAGAACCGUGCGGUCUAUUUUGCAGACCCUCCACACGGAAAAACGUGGCAGACUCUCUCUGCUGCAAGGCACCGAUGUAAUCCCACAAGGCAAAAAGCUAUCGCAGCUGCACCUCGCCGAAGAUGAGGGCUUAUGCCUGGUCAGAAGAGCCACAGGGCACUACACUUCUUGGGAAGGCAACGAUUAUGCGGAACAUCAUUCCGUAAAGAUUCUUCUGGUUGGAGCAGCGAAAACCGGCAAGUCUACGUGGAUGCUGGCCUUCGGCCGACAUGGUUUUACUUCUCAGUAUCAGCCGACCAUCGGCGUCGAGUUCAAACUCUUGCGCCUUCAGUGUGAGGAUGGGCUGCGGAUGAAAAUUGCGCUCUGGGAUACUGCUGGGCAGCAAUGCUUUCGGACAAUCACAAAUGCCUACUACGGAGGGUCCUCGGGAAUCAUGGCCUUCUUCUCACUACACAGUCGUGAGUCCCUGACCGAAGUCCUUCGAAUGUUGGAGGAAGCAGAGGGGAGGCAUCCCCUUUCCUGCCGAUGCGUGUGCUUGGUUGGGACCCAUGUAGACAUUCCGGAUCCUGAAGUGACACAAGAGGAGGCCGAGCAGCUUGCGCAACAGAAGGGCUGGCCCUUUUUUGCAACCUCGAGCAAAUCUGGCGUCAACAUUGAUGACCCUCUAUUCGGUUUGCUGGACAUGGUUCUAGACGAAGUGCUUCGCCGAUAA
Molecule: messenger RNA, 1561 nt
Organism: Symbiodinium necroappetens
Lineage: Eukaryota; Dinophyceae; Suessiales; Symbiodiniaceae
Source: the annotation of a GenBank genome assembly